AUGAGACGUGCAUGUGUUGAGUUAAUUUUAACUGUCCCUACUUGCAGUUACUUUGAAUUUGGGCAUGUGGAGGGACUUGAGGUGGAAAACUGGGAGUCUUGGUUCAAACCAAACAUAGAAGAAGCCGCCCAAGGCGGUGGAGAGCAGGAUGAGGAAUACAAUGAGGAUGAAGAUGAAGCAACAACAUCUGCAGCAACAGCUACGCUUCUUGUAUGGGUGAAACGAGGGUGGUAUGUUUGCUCGCCGGGGUGGUGGUCUUCGAAUCGGGAGGGUGGGGUCUCUGUAGCCCGGAGGCUUUUGUAG
Molecule: messenger RNA, 303 nt
Organism: Ilex paraguariensis (yerba mate)
Lineage: Eukaryota; Viridiplantae; Streptophyta; Magnoliopsida; Aquifoliales; Aquifoliaceae
Source: the annotation of a GenBank genome assembly